AUGGUCCUCGUCAAAGACACUUCGGGCUCGCGAGCCGCCAAGCUCAUCAAGUCUUUCUGGGCUAUGACGAAGGGAGAGCAGCAGAUCACCAAUGCUCACUCUGCUAAGCUCUUCUUGCAAGCCUGCAAGGCCUUCAGCGACAAGAAUACCGCUGUCAAAUGCGUCGAAGUCCUCAUCUCCAACCCUCCCGGUAUCCCGGCUCUCGAAAGAGCUGUGCGCGCUGACCUGAGCCCUGACUUCAUCAACUCGACCACAUUGCCUCUUAUCCUUACCCUGGCGGAUGAUGGUGUCAUUGCGCUCAACAACGGUGGAUUCCUACGCCAAAUCCUAUCUGCCAUCCUGGAGCCAAGUACAUUCUGGAACGCUUCAAUGGAUGCAUACGGCAGUGAUAGACUUGACAGCCUUGGACUGGAAGCCUUCGCUUGGCUCUGCCUACAGGUCGUAUCUGAUCAAACAAGCUUUGAUGUACACAAACUCGCAGUGGAACAAAUGAUGGAGCGCCAAACUCUUCUCUCCUCCCAGCUACCCGAAGUUCGCAAGAUCGCCUAUCGCAUCGAGAAGAUCAUCAAGAUUUUUUCCCAGCCCCAAUCUACAACGGAUGGUGUAACUCCUGGAGGACGUCACGACAAUGAUUAUGCCGACUUUCGCCAAAUCUCCAUCUAUCCCACCAGCGACGAAAUCACAUCUACCGACCCUCCGUAUCUCCAGCGACUUGGAGACGUGUUUGACACGCCGAUGGACACCCGAAGCCAGGUUUAUCGCGAUUGGCUAUUUCGGUUGCUCCGCGAAGACAUGUUGUCUGAGAUCCGGGAUGACCUCCAAGUUGCCAUGGGCCGGAAGAAGAGCAAACGCCGACCAGUCGCCCUUGGCCAGAUGGAACUUUUCGAUGGCUAUGGCGAUGACACACCCGCACGACACAUCCUCCCUUACAGUUUUUUCGUGGCCUGUGGCCAAGGUGUAAACUUCCCUCGCAAGAUGUCCAAAGAAAAGAAAGUAGCCUUUCUUGCCAAUGCGAAGAAUUUCAUGAAGCAUGACUCUUUCGGCGCACUCUGCUGCGGUGACAAGAUCAUCGCCUUCGGAUCACUUGUGAGAAACGAGAAAAACCUAUUAAAGUCACCGCCUAUCGUCGGACUCCGAUUCAACGACCCAUCUGGCUUGAAGUCCGCUCUGACUGCUUUCGGGAGUCCCCUCAGGAAUGAGCUCAAGUUUUUGAUCGUCGGGACUGCUACCUUUGCGUAUGAGCCUAUCCUAUGUCGCCUGAAGACAAUCGCAGACCUUCCUCUUGAAGCUCAAUUACUUGAUCAUGAGCAACCGCCGCUUGAUAGUCUGAUGCCCAGUAAAAUGGAUACUUUUAUCGACAGAUGCAAGACAGCAUUUGAGUCUGGCCUCAAAGUUACGAUACCAUCAAGUUUCACGCAAAAGAAAGACAUUUACCUUCAAGGUGCUCAGCUCAAGUCCCUCAUCCACGGGUUGAGUAGCGACGUGGCUUUAAUCCAAGGCCCCCCAGGUACUGGAAAGUCAUUCUUGGGCGCCAUCAUCCUUUUGACUAUUCUGCGCCUAACCAAGUCCCGCGUUCUUGUUCUCAGUUACACCAACCACGCUUUGGACCAGUUUUUGGAAGAUCUCAUGGAUAUCGGUGUUGAUUCAGACGACAUGGUUCGCCUUGGGUCAAAAUCUACUCCAGCCACCCAGUCCACUCUUUUAAAGGAGCACAAUGGCCAGAAGCAAUUCUGGUUGACUAUGGAAGAGAAAAACAUCCUCAACGGACUGCAAGCUGAAGAAUCAUUCCUUAAUUUGGAGCGUGAUGAAUGCAGUAGGAAACUCACAGGGCGCGACGUCAAUCCCACUGAUAUCCUUGAGCACCUUGAGUUUUCGGAUUCUUUUACAGCAGCGUGGUCGGCGUUCCAAGUCCCUGAUGAUGAUGGCUUUCAGAUGGUAGAUGCCCAUGGUAAGAUCAUGGAGCCUGAGGCCAUUUAUAGCCACUGGAUACGCAAUAGUGAUGCCAAAGUCAUGGGAAGCCUAUACGAGUCAUUGGAAGAAUCUUCUCGUGCUUUUUGGGACCUAUCACACGCAUCAAGACUAGAACUACACCGUGAAUGGGCGAGCAAGGUUCGAGAAGAGCAUAUUAUCAAUUUUGCCGAUCUGAGCAAGAGAUUCAGCGACACGAAAGCCCAGAUCAAAAGUAUACGGGACGAGCAAAGUCGAAGAGUGCUCAAGAACAAGCGAAUCAUCGGAUGUACGACUACUGCCGCGGCCAUGUACCAAUCCAUCAUCGAAACAGCAGCCCCAGAUGUAAUUCUUGUCGAAGAAGCGGGAGAAAUUCUAGAAGCGCAUAUCAUUACUGCUAUGAGUGCCUCCGUCAAACAACUCAUCCUCAUCGGUGAUCACAAACAAUUGAGACCGAAAGUCGGCAACUACGCUCUAACCAAGGAAAAAGGCGAGGGUUAUGACUUGAAUGUCUCCCUAUUUGAGAGACUUAUCACCCACGGUCGUCACUUUACAGCACUGGAAGAGCAGCAUCGUAGCCACCCGGAUAUAUCGCAAUACCCGCGGAUGCUAGCAUAUCCUGAGCUGAAAGACAUGCCAUCCACUCUCAAACGUGACUCAAUUCGAGGGCUCAAAUCUCGGAUCACGUUUGUUCACCACGAAAAACUCGAAGACACCAUGGAUGAUGUAAACGACAGUCGAGAUCCCAUCGCCAAGGCCACCAAGAGAAAUGCACACGAGGCGUUGAUGGUUCUCAAGAUGGUCCGUUUCCUUUCGCAGAAUGGAUACAAAACCCAGAACAUGGUUGUCCUUACGCCAUAUCUCGGCCAGCUGUUCCUACUCAAGGAAACUCUGCGACAAGAAACCGAUCCCGUGCUGGGCGACAUUGACUCACACGAUUUGUUACGCGCUGGGCUAAUUACGCCAGCAGCAGCGAAGGUCAACAAGACGUCCCUUCGCUUGUCAACCAUCGACAACUACCAAGGAGAAGAGUGCGAUAUCGUCAUUGUUUCACUCACGCGCAGCAACAACUCUGGCGACAUCGGGUUUCUCUAUGCUCGCGAGCGACUUGUUGUACUACUAUCGCGAGCGCGAAAUGGCAUGAUUCUCUUUGGUAACAUGGAGACCUUCAUGAAGAGUAAGAAAGGUGGGGAAAUGUGGACGCAAUACUUUGACGCACUGAAGACAAACGAUUCUCUGUUCAAUGGUGUCCCAGUCCAUUGCGAGCAACACCCAGACGUCUCUAUGCUUUUAAAGACCCCCGAAGACUUUGAUACGAUGUGUCCCGAUGGCGGGUGCGCAAAACCUUGUGGUGCUGCCCUCAGCUGUGGGAAACACAAUUGCAAUCUACGCUGCCAUCGAGUACAGGACCAUUCGAAGGUUGCAUGUUUCGCAAAGAUCGACCAGACCUGCGCGAGAGGUCACACAUCCAAGGUACCUUGCGGAGACAACUCCAAGAGUUGUAAAGCAUGCACCAAAGAGGACCAAGAGAAUCGCCGCCGUAUACUCCGAGACUUGGACAUUGAAAGAACCCGACAAGAGCAGGAAGACAAAUACCGGCUAGAGUUACAAGAGAUUGAUGAUGAGAUCCAUCAUCUCCGUCGAACGGCCCAGCACGAGUCGGAAACAAAAAAGAAAAUGGACGAAGUCGAACAGAAGAAAGAAGAGCUCGAGUCUUUGCGUCAGGCCAGGGCCAACAAGGCCAAGUUGGAAGCAGCCCAGGCAAAUGUACCACUAUCCAAGGCAUCGGCUCCACAAUUUGAUGUUACUUCGAGUGCUGCAUCUGAGUGGAAGCACAUGAAGGAGCUCGAGGGUGCGCGUAACGCUGCUUUGGACAAACUGAUGGGGAUGAUUGGAUUGGAAUCAGUCAAAGACCAGCUACUUUCUAUCAAGUCAUCUGUCGACACCAAAAUACGUCAAGGGUUCUCACUUGGAGAUGAAAGAUGGAGUUGUUCGCUACUUGGCAAUCCGGGUACAGGCAAGACGACGGUUGCCAGGAUCUACGCCGAGUUUCUCAGUUCUGUCGGGGCUGUCGCUGGUAGCUGCUUCCAAGAAGUCACUGGAUCGAAACUGGCCAACAUGGGUGUCUCUGGUUGCGAAAAGCUCAUCGAGAAAGUCAACAAUGACGGUGGAGGAUGUGUCUUCAUCGACGAAGCCUACCAACUUUCAUCAGGCAACAGCCCUGGUGGGAAAGCAGUCCUCGAUUAUCUGUUGGCCGAGGUUGAGAACUCUCGCGGCAAGAUCGUCUUUGUUUUGGCCGGCUACAACAAGGAGAUGGAAUCCUUCUUUUCACACAACCCAGGAAUUCCCAGCCGCUUCCCUAUCGAGAUGAAGUUCGAGGACUAUGAAGAUGAUGAGCUUCUAAAGAUUCUCCAACUCCAGAUCCACCGCAAGUUCAAUGGGACGAUGGCGGUAGCUAAAGGUGUGGAUGGACUCUUCUGCAGAAUCGCCGCCCGCCGGAUUGGCCACGGUCGAGGUAAGAAUGGGUUUGGCAAUGCUCGCGCUGUAGAGAACCAUCUACAGGCAAUCUCGAAGAGGCAGUCAGCGCGAAUCCGGAAAGAACGUCAAGCAGGAGCCAAGCCAAACGACCUACUCCUUACUCAAGAAGACAUCAUUGGGCCGGAACCUUCGCAGGCACUGAUGAAGAGCAAGGCGUAUCGAGAGCUCAAUUGCAUGAUUGGGCUACAGGAAGUCAAGGAUGCGAUCAAGGUCCUGAUGGAAACACUGAAAACGAACUUUGAGCGCGAACUCGCGGAAGAACCUCUGGUCGAGUUUUCUCUCAACAAGGUAUUCCUGGGGUCGCCUGGAACAGGGAAAACAACCAUCGCAAAACUCUAUGGCGCAAUCUUGAGAGACUUGGGCCUGCUGUCCAAUGGAGAAGUUGUCUGUAAGAAUCCUGCAGAUUUUGUCGGAGCCGCUCUUGGGCAGUCCGAAGCUCAGACCAAGGGUAUACUUGCCGCGACAGUUGGUAAGGUUCUUGUUAUUGAUGAGGCAUACGGGUUAUCAGGAGGAGGAGGCUCAAACGGCUCUGUCGCUGAUCCGUACAAGGAGGCUGUCGUCGACACCAUCGUGGCCGAAGUGCAGAGUGUGCCUGGCGAAGAUCGUUGCGUCCUACUUCUCGGCUACAAGGACCAAAUGGAGCAGAUGUUCCAGGAUGUCAACCCUGGCCUCAGUCGGCGAUUCCCUCUUUCUUCCGCUUUUGUUUUCAAAGAUUUUGAUGACGACGCGUUGGCAAAGAUCCUCGACAUGAAGCUUGGCAAGUCGGGCUUCAAAGCAACAGAAAAGGCCAAGGCUGUUGCACUGGAAGUCCUUGGCCGGGCAAGAAAUCGACCGAAUUUCGGGAACGCUGGCGAAAUCGAUAUCCUCCUUGACAGGGCAAAGGCAAGCCACCAGAAACGCCUCACUGCUGGUCUUGUCAACAGGCGCACUACUCUGGAGGCCGUGGACUUUGACGAGGAGUUUGAUCGAGCCGAAAAGGGGGGCACUGACAUCAACAAGCUGUUCUCUGGCGAUGUUGGUCGAGAUGACCUUAUCGCUACUCUACAGCGCUACCAGACUUGCGUUCGCCAGGCUAAAGAGCUCGACAUUGACCCAGAAAUUCCCUUCAACUUCCUUUUUCGUGGUCCACCUGGAACGGGCAAGACAACAGCCGCUCGCAAGAUGGGCAAGGUCUACUACGACAUGGGAUUCUUGGCUAAGCCCGAGGUUAUUGACGUCUCUGCAACUGAGUUGAUUGGACAGUAUGUCGGGCACACGGGACCGAAGGUGCAAAAGCUCCUAGACAAAGCCCUCGGAAGAGUACUCUUCAUCGACGAAGCAUACCGUCUGGCAUCCGAGUCGGGGUCAUUUGCAAGAGAGGCAGUUGAUGAGCUGGUUGACUUGGUUACCAAACCGAAGUAUCAUCAGAAGCUGAUCAUCAUCUUGGCUGGCUAUGUCCAAGACAUCAACACUCUUCUCGCAAUCAACCCAGGAAUGUCGAGCCGAUUUCCCGAAAGUAUAGAUUUUGACCCCUUGAUUCCUUCGGCUUGCAUUCAAUUGAUGACGAAGCAAAUGCAAGUUCACAAGGCCAAGCUGAAGGGCCGGAGGAUCGUGGACCUCUCAUGCUUGGAAACCCCAGCAGAACCAUUUUUGAAUGACCUGACCAAGCGUUUCGAAGCUUUGUCACAGCAAGAUAGUUGGGCCAAUGCAAGAGACGUCAAGGAGCUGGCAAAGAAACUUUUCCAAAAGUUUGACCUUUCCUGUCAGCAAUUGACGCUGAAAGAGGACUUGGUUCUGGCGACACUGGAAGACAUGUUGAAAGAGCGCCGCGGCAGAAUGGACAACAAGAAGCCGACAGCAGCGGCCGAGAUCGCAAAGGCGUUUGUCAAUGGCCCUACCUUCACUCCUCCCGUUACCACGACUAGUAAGGUAUCGACUACCUGUGAGAAGGAAGCUGAAGAGCAAGAAGAAUCGACAGAAGACCCCGUGCAUUCCAAUGCACUCCACAGUAUUCGUGAUGCUGGAGUCAGUGACGAGGUGUGGGAGCAACUCCAGAAAGACAGAGAGAAGGAGGAACGCGAUAACGAAGCCCUCCGACGCCUAAAGAAAGCACAGCGAACUGCAUCGGAGGCCGACAGAGAGAGACUCGUACGAGAGAUCUUGGUAGAGGAGAAGAAACGCAAGGAGAUAGAGGAAAGAAAGGCGAAGCUAAUGCAUAUGGGUGUCUGUCCCGUUGGAUACCAGUGGAUCAAGCAAAAUGGAGGGUUCCGGUGUGCCGGAGGUUCACAUUGGAUGACGGAUGGAGAAGUGGACAGUAUGUAG
Messenger RNA from Fusarium pseudograminearum CS3096, 6786 nucleotides. RefSeq lists its product as uncharacterized. Bases 1 to 6786 code for a protein of 2261 amino acids. NCBI's taxonomy places the organism in Eukaryota, Fungi, Ascomycota, Sordariomycetes, Hypocreales, Nectriaceae. The transcript is spliced from 4 exons. Gene Ontology annotation, molecular function: helicase activity; ATP hydrolysis activity; ATP binding. The record is from RefSeq and is a predicted model, not a curated record.